Messenger RNA from Neodiprion virginianus, 12176 nucleotides. RefSeq names its product papilin (gene Ppn). The transcript has 37 exons. Bases 191 to 10012 code for a protein of 3273 amino acids. Gene Ontology annotation, cellular component: extracellular region. Gene Ontology annotation, biological process: extracellular matrix organization. Gene Ontology annotation, molecular function: serine-type endopeptidase inhibitor activity. NCBI's taxonomy places the organism in Eukaryota, Metazoa, Arthropoda, Insecta, Hymenoptera, Diprionidae. The record is from RefSeq and is a predicted model, not a curated record.
CAUCAACCGCGCUGUGGUUUCUUGCCUUGCAGAGUUUGUUCGAGUUCCGUGCGCACCACGAGGCACGCGCUUCAUUCUUCCAGGAGACUCUCUUCAGAUACCGGCACUGAAUUAAAACGAUCAUUCAAAAUCAAUCGAAACUGGUACCGGAAGGAUACGACAGAGGAACCGGUGUCCAGGGGCCUUCGCCAUGGAUCGCCGACGCGAUUGGUCGUUGGUGCUUCUAAUAUUUAUACUAGCUUCACACAUCCCGCAUGCGCCAGCCAGACACCACCACAUAAAAUUGAGACACGACAGGCACAGAAGACAGCAUGGCGAAAGCUACCUGCCGCCGCACUUCGUCUUGGACACCGACGAGCAGGAGACGGGUACCUGGGGUUCGUGGUCUACACCAAGCUCCUGUUCACGUUCCUGCGGUGGAGGAGUUGCCUACCAAACGAGACGCUGUAACGACGUAGAUCCAGACGGGACGAAGAGGUGUACAGGGGCAAAGAAAAGGUUCUUCUCCUGCAACAUUCGGGAUUGUCCAGAGCCAGCUAACGACUUCAGGGCGGAACAAUGUGCAGCGUACGACAAAACGCCAGUUAACGGUGUCUUGUACGAGUGGGUUCCUUACACUGGAGCGUCUAACAAAUGCGAGUUGAACUGUAAACCGCGUCGCGAGAGAUUUUACUACCGUCUCAAAUUCAAGGUCACAGAUGGUACACCCUGCGUCUCUGGUCAGAACGACGUUUGUGUCGAGGGUAAAUGCAUGCCUGUGGGAUGCGACAUGAUGCUCGGCAGUGGUGCUAAGGAAGACAGAUGCCGGGAAUGCGGUGGAGACAAUUCGGCCUGUGAUACGCUUCGCGGAGUAGUCGAUAAUGACAAUAUGAAAAUUGGGUACAACGAUAUCUUACUGAUACCCGCCGGUGCAACGAAUAUUGCUAUCAGCGAGCUACGUCCGUCAAACAACUACUUGGCCAUUAGGAACUCGACGGGUCAUUAUUAUCUGAAUGGAAAUAGAACAAUAGAUUUUCCCCGAAGCUUUAAGUUUGCUGGCACCGUUUUUCGAUAUGAGAGAAGACCUACGGAAAUUAUGACUGCGGAUAUGGUCACCGCGCUGGGACCAACGAACCAGACAAUUUACAUUGUGUUGCUUAAACAAGGCAAAAACGUUGGCGUUGAUUACGAGUACAGCAUAUCGAAAAGACUCUCGAACUCUUCAGACGCUGAGAGUUACACUUGGGUCGAAGAAGAGUUUUCCGAUUGCAGUAGUACUUGUGGCGGAGGAUUCCAGUCGAGGCUGGUCAAAUGUGUCAGACGUGGUGAUAACGAGGAAGUGGACGCCAAUCUAUGCGAUCAGCAACUUGAACCAGUCAGCAACGUAUCAUGCGGCGAAGAGGCGUGUCCACCUGAAUGGGUGAUUGGGGAUUGGGGUCCAUGUAGUAAAGCCUGUGGACUUGGAGGAGAACAGACGCGAGAGAUAAAGUGCGAGCAAAUCAUUUCCGGAGGUAUUCCAUCGCUUGUGGAUGACACUCGUUGUUUGAAAAUAAUCGGACCUAAGGGCAUUGAGAUACAGAAAUGUAACGAGGAUGUUCCAUGUCCGCAGUGGCACAAAGGCCCAUGGAAACCUUGUGAUCGCCUCUGUGGCCAAGGAAAGGAGAGGCGUAAAAUAACUUGCUACAAAAAAGUAGACGGAAAAAUAAUCGUCCUACCUGAUUCCGCCUGUCCGGAAGAGCGUCCGGAAAGUGAGAAGGAUUGCGAAUUGAGACCUUGUGCUGGGAUUGAUUGGGUCGUAUCCAAAUGGAGCGGUUGUGACAAUAAAUGCGGUCUUACUCAAGAGACUAGAACUGUAAGCUGUGUCUCAUUGGACGAUAAAAUAUAUCCUAAUGAAAAGUGUAACCCCGAAACGAAGCCUGAAUUAGUCAGGAGUUGUUCGGCUCAAGAAAAGUGCAAUUACCAAUGGUAUGCAACGCAGUGGAGCGAGUGCUCUGUAGAAUGUGGCACUGGAAUCGCAACUCGCAAAGUAUUUUGUGCUACAUCAGACCCUGAACUGAGUUGCGUAACAAAGGUUGAAGAUGAAAAAUGUGAUCCAAGUACAAGGUAUAAUGACACUCAAGAGUGCACUGCUGAGGUGAAAGAGUGCAAAGGUGAAUGGUUCUCGGGUCCCUGGAGUGAGUGUUCCAAGCCAUGCGGCGGUGGUGACAAGACUAGAAAGGUAAUAUGCAUGAAGGAUAAUAAAGUGGUUCCGUCUAAGGAUAAUUGUCGUGAAGAUGAGUUUAUGCUCGCCAGCGACAAUUGCAAUGAGAAGGCGUGCGAGCAAGAUGAAGUUAUACCAGAAGAACGAGGAAAACCCAAUGCACCAACGGAUGUCGAAGAAGACGAAGAAUGUGAGGAUUAUGAAGACGAUGAAUUCAUUUCUGUUAACCAGGAUCUUGGCAUUCAGCAGUCUAGGAACAAUGACGAAAUAGAGUCGUCAGGAAGUGGCUUAGAGGAUAUGAUGAUGAGCGAUGAUUCUAAUGCACUACCCCCAAUACCAGGCCCGCUCGGCGAUACAAUUGAGCAUAAUGACUACUUUUACGGAGAAGGAAGUGGUUCCGGAUUCUCAUCCAGUUUCACUGAUGACGGGAACAGUUCUACGACCUCCAAUCUUGACUAUAGAACUGAAACUACCAAUAUGUAUAGUUCACUUGGAACGUCGACUUCAGAAACCAGUUUAGAAUCGUCCGGAACAUCUGAAACAAUCAAUCUAGAUACAAAGGCCUCCACAGAAUUGGACAAAGUUGUAUCAACGGAGUCAACAGAACAAACAAUAUCAACUAAAGCAUCUGUUACGUCGAAAUCGCCAAUGACCACUAAACCCAAAAAGCGUCAACCAGAGGAUGUGCCCUACGAGGUAGUGCCACCUGACGUUACCAAGCCACCAGUAACCACCGAAAAAUCGACUUUGCCUGAGUCUACCACACUAUCAGCCGGUAUUUCAAGUUCUAGCCCUGAUAGAAGGGCUUCCGAUUCUUCAUCAACUGUAGAAACGACCGAAGCUUCUGAUUCUACAGUUGUUUCUAGUUCCGAUGAAAUCAAACCGUCUACAACUUUAGAACCAUCUGGUUCGGAAAUUAGUUCGUUGUCGACCCCAGAAGCGUCAACGUCAUCUGAUGCAGGCAUAACAAAUCGAACCGUUUCUGAAACGACUGUAUCGUCUGAUUUAGAUACAUCAGAAGAGUCUAGCACAAAUGCAACAGAAUCAACCAGUGCAGGAACAAUGGAAUCAUUUGGAUCAAAUAUAACACUGACGUCGAGUUCUGACAAAACCAGCACUGAUGCAACGGUAGUGUCUAGUACAACAGAUUCACUGACUUCCGGUAAAACCAGCAUUGAUACAACAACCGUCUCUAGCUCAGAAGCAACAGCUUCAUCUGAUUUAACCACAAUCGGCUCUGCCGGUACGGAAACAAAAGAAUCUUCUGAGUCAGGCACGAUCGAAUCAUCUGGCACACGUUCAACAAUGUCAGCUGGUACUGUUUCAACAGUGUCAACCAGCUCUGAAACGUCAGUGGCAUCUACUUCAGAUACUACUGGAACAUCUGAAGCAAUCAAUCUAGAUACAAAGGCCUCCGCAGAAUUGGACAAAGUUGUAUCAACGGAGUCAACAGAACAAACAAUAUCAACUAAAGCAUCUGGUACGUCGAAAUCGCCAGUGACCACUAAACCCAAAAAGCUUCAACCAGAGGAUGUGCCCUUCGAGGUAGUGCCACCUGACGUUACCAAGCCACCAGUAACCACCGAAAAAUCGACUUUGCCUGAGUCUACCACACUAUCAGCCGGUAUUUCAAGUUCUAGCCCUGGUAGAAGGGCUUCCGAUUCUUCAUCAACUGUAGAAACGACCGAAGCUUCUGAUUCUACAGUUGUUUCUAGUUCCGAUGAAAUCAAACCGUCUACAACCUUAGAACCAUCUGGUUCGGAAAUGAGUUCGUUGUCGACCCCAGGAGCGUCAACGUCAUCUGAUGCAGGCAUAACAAAUCGAACCGUUUCAGAAACGACUGUAUCGUCUGAUUUAGAUACAUCAGAAGAGUCUAGCACAAAUGCAACAGAAUCAACCAGUGCAGGAACAAUGGAAUCAUUUGGAUCAAAUAUAACACUGACGUCGAGUUCUGACAAAACCAGCACUGAUGCAACGGUAGUGUCUAGUGCAGGUACAACUGUGACAUCUGAUACAACCAUAAAGGCGUCUACUAGUUCACAAACAGUAGUCUCCACCGAUUCAGAUACGAUAAAAACAUCUAGCACAGACAUAACAUCAGCUAGUACAAUAGUAUCGACCAGCUCAGAAACGUCAGUAUCUGAUUCAGAUAUAAAAGAAACGUUUGGUACAAAUACAACAAUGUCAACCAGUAUAAUCUCAACAGCGCUAACUAGCUCAGAAACAACAGUAUUAUCCAGUUCAGACACUACAGAAUCGUCUAGUUCAGAGUCAACGGAACCCUUGAGUUCAAGUACACCCGUAUCAUCUAGUUUUCAGACAACAGAGUUGUCUGGUUCGGAAACAACCGAAUUGUCUAUCCCAGACACGUCGCUAUCAUCUGGUUCAGAAACUUUAGAAUCAUCUACACCUGACACAAGUGUUUCACCCAGUUCCGAGGCAACACUUUCGUCAGGCUCAGGUGGAACUGUAUCUGCAUCAUCUACUACAAUGAGUCAAUCCACUGAAUUUGGUAUAACAUCGAUCACCGACGGUACAGUUACCGGAAGUACUGAAACUUCCAAACAAUCUACGGGAACUGUUACAACGACAGAGUCUGAUGUCACAAUCACGUAUUCAGGAACAACAGUCUCAGAUGAAAUUGACAUCACAACGGAGAGUGAUAUUACAAGUGAUACUACUGAGUCAGGUGUCACUGAAACAGAUUAUGAUCUGGAUACCACUGAGCAGUCGCACAUUACUGAGAUUUUCACAGUUAUCGGACACACCGAUCGAACGUUACGAAGGCAACUUAAAUGCAAGCCGAAAAAACCGAAGACUUGCAAAACGUCACCAUUUGGCUGUUGCUAUGACGGUGUUAAACCUGCUACAGGACCGUUCGGACGAGGUUGUUUUAUUCCCAAAACGUGCAACGAAACAAAAUACGGAUGUUGUCCUGACGGCGUAUCACCUGCCACCGGAAAGAAUAACGAAGGCUGCCCCGAUUCACACUGUAGUGAUACACUCUUUGGCUGUUGCCCAGAUAAAGUUACCCCGGCGGAAGGAAAUGACUAUGAGGGCUGCGAAAUACCAUGCAACGGAACAGAAUUCGGCUGCUGUCUCGAUGGUAAGACGGCAGCUGCCGGUGAGGAUAAUUUCGGCUGCUGCAAUACUACCACAUACGGUUGCUGUCCAAACGGAAUUGAACCAGCAUCUGGUCCAGAUGGUGAAGGUUGUGAAGAAGGAGAAACAACCUCUACUAUUACCACACCAGCGAAAGAAACUACUACCGAAAUUACGAGUGAAGUCACCGAUGAGCAGACCACUUAUACACCUACUACCACUACCGAAAUUGCUAAGAGUUGCGAAGGGUCAAAGUUUGGUUGCUGUCCCAACAACGAAACAAGUGCAACUGGCGAAAACUGUGAAGGGUGUAAUAUCAUUAAUGCCGAAAACUGUACUUCAUCUGAUUACAAAUGUUGCCCCACGGCUUGUCAGAAUAGCAAAUUUGGUUGUUGUGACGAUGGAUUGACGCCGGCCCAUGGCCCGAACAUGGAAGGCUGUUGCUUGACCACGCUCUAUGGAUGCUGCCCUGAUAAUAUUCAAAAUGCUAAAGGACCUAAUUUCAAUGGCUGUGGUUGUCAAAAUUCAAAGUACGGAUGCUGCCCUGACAAUACGACAACUGCGCUUGGAUCAAACAACGAAGGGUGUGGAUGCGAGUACGCACCUCAUGGGUGUUGCCCUGACCGUCUGAAUGUCGCACAUGGACCAGACUUUGAAGGAUGUCCUUGCCAUACUUAUCAAUUUGGAUGCUGUCCCGAUGGAAUUUCUGUUGCUAAGGGACCUCUUAAACAAGGUUGUGGGUGUGAAAACACCAAAUUCAACUGCUGUUCUGACGGUCUCACACCAGCCAAGGGUCCGAAUUAUGCCGGCUGCACUUGCGACGUAUCCAAGUAUGGCUGCUGCCCAGACGGUAUCGAAGAAGCACAAGGAGAAAACUUUGAAGGAUGUCACAGAGUCCUAUUAUCUCCCGCUGCUAUUUGUACUUUGAACGAGGAUAAGGGUCCUUGUAUGAAAUGGUCUGUGAAAUGGUACUAUAACGUUUCCAACGGAAUGUGUCAAAAAUUCUGGUACGGUGGCUGCGAAGGGAAUGAGAAUCGUUUCCACACUCAGCAGGAAUGCAAAAACACCUGUGUUGAGCCCAAAGGGCGUGAUGUCUGCUUCCUGCCCAAGAUCGUUGGGCCGUGUGACGGAUAUUAUCCAACAUGGUAUUAUGAUACUGAUAGAAAACAGUGCGCCCAAUUUAUCUACGGAGGAUGUCUUGGAAAUGCCAACAAGUUCAAAUCUAAAGAAGACUGUGAAGAACUUUGCGUUCUUCCUGAUAAUGAUGAUCGUUGUGAGCAACCCAACGAACCAGGGCCAUGCGAAGGUAAUUUCACCAGAUGGUAUUUCAACGCAGAAAGCAGUAGCUGCGAAGAAUUCAAUUAUGGUGGCUGCAGAGGUAAUGAAAAUAACUUCCAAACGGAAAUCUCCUGCAAGCAGCAGUGUGUAACACCUAGACUUGGUCGCGUACGAGAUGUGUGCAACCUGGAGAAAGAGCCUGGGCCAUGUCCCGGCUCUUUGCUACGCUGGUACUACGAUGCUAACCAUAAAUCUUGUAGGCAAUUUGUUUACGGCGGUUGUAAAGGCAAUGGCAAUAAAUUCCGAACAUACGCUGCAUGCGAGCAGCGCUGCCCCCAUAGAGGUACUUGUUCGCUACCACGGAAAGAGGGUACCUGUACGGAAAAACUCUCUCGAUGGUUCUUUGACCAAUCAGGGAAACGUUGCAUGCCCUUCUAUUACACUGGCUGUGGUGGAAAUAAAAAUAACUACGAAACUAAAGAUGCAUGUGAUACUGACUGUCCGGUAAAGAUUGAGCAAGACUCUUGUCUACUGCCUGCAAUAAUCGGCGAGUGCUUUAAUUACACUCAACGGUGGUAUUACGACUCGACCGAAAAACACUGCAGACGAUUUUACUACGGAGGUUGCGGUGGAAAUGGAAAUAAUUUCGAAACUGAACAUGAUUGCAUACAUAGAUGCGAAUCUUCAUCUUUAAUGCCCGCACCUACAGUUGAUGAAUUCCGAAGAGAAUAUUGUUUCUUGCCUGAAAACCAUGGACCGUGCAGAAUGGAGUCGGUUAGAUGGUACUAUGACAGUAGGUCUGGUAUUUGCCAACAAUUCUACUACGGUGGAUGUCAAAGUAAUGGCAACAACUUUGGAACAGUUGAAGAAUGUGAAAAUCGAUGUGGAAAUGUGCAAGAUCCCUGCGAUCUACCAGCAAUUGUUGGUCCCUGCAGAGGAAGUAUUAGGCAGUAUUAUUACGAUCGUCGUACCGACAUGUGUCACGAAUUUGCAUUCGGCGGGUGCCAGGGUAAUAAAAAUAGGUUCGAGGACAAGAAGUCAUGCGAGCAGAGAUGCCGGAAGACAACCGAUGCCACGACUCUAGUCACGCUACCUACAACACCUCAUACCAGAGUUGAUCCUGAGAGUUCAUCUUGCUUUGCACCACUCGAUUUUGGUCCAUGCAGAGAUAAUAUUACUGCAUUCUAUUACGACGCAGAAAGCCAAACUUGCCAAGCAUUCCUGUACGGAGGAUGCGAAGGGAAUGCCAAUAGGUUCCAAUCAUUGGAGCAGUGUGAACGCGUAUGUGGAAGCUUCCGAGGACAAGAUGUCUGCAAUCUUCCGUUGGACCCAGGCCCCUGUAACGGAUUGUUCCCCAGAUUCUUCUAUGACUCAAAGACUCGUGAAUGCCAUUCAUUUAUUUAUGGUGGAUGUCUUGGCAAUGGUAACAGGUUCACGCUCCAAUAUGAGUGCGAGUCUGUUUGUGUACAUCGUGAAGAACCUCCAGCGCCUGGAAACAGAACCACGUAUGAUAAUACAGCUAUCUGCCUUGAGCCUGUAAAUAGUGGAUAUUAUGGCGGGUCAGGUUACUACAAGCGUUUCUACUACGACGAUGAGCGCCUAGAUUGUAUAGCAUUCAUUUAUCAAGGUUCAGGAGGAAAUCUUAACAGAUUCAAGAGCCGUGAAUCUUGCCUUAAGACUUGCUCGAAAACAAACGAAGUGGGCCCAGAAUUUAAAUAUCCUGAAGACGCGUGCAUAAAAGCACAAAAAGAGUGCAAUGAGAUUCGUUGCCAGUACGGAAUGGUGGCACGCGUUGAUGAACAAAAUUGCGAACGAUGUAGCUGCGUGGAUCCGUGUCUCCCAGUAAAAUGUCAAGAAGGAUCGAAAUGUGUAAUAACUUCAGUUCUUCGAGGGGAAUCAGCCGUGUAUCAAGGCACUUGCGAGAGCCUCCCAACUGUGACGAAACCAGGAAUGUGUCCAGCAGUAGUGAACGGUGCAAGUUGCCAGGAAGAAUGUGACUCGGACGCUGAGUGUCCUGAAGAUUUAAAGUGUUGUCCGAGCAGUUGUGGUUCGUCUUGUGUGAAGCCAGCUGCUGCGGUGCAGACAGUACCAGUUGAACCGGUACCGACGGAGCCUCUACCGACGCCUCCUCCAGUGCCAACCGUCACUACUACACCAAAUUCGCAGUUAGUACCCGCUGUCAUUGAACAACCGAAAGAACCCAAACUUCGCGCCGAACAGGGUAGCUACGUUAUCAUGAAAUGUGUUGCCAUUGGAAAUCCACCCCCGGUUAUCUCAUGGCGAAGGGGUGUGACAUUGAUUGACAACUCAAUGGGUAGACACAGUAUAAAUGAUGACGGUUCCCUCCAAAUUGUUGGACUCUAUUCAGCAGAUGCAGGAAUUUACACUUGCACAGCCCACAAUCGUCUGGCCGCGCCAGUCAGAAUACAGUAUGAACUAGACAUCACUGACCCUCGCGCAGACAGGAGUUCCACUAUCUUUGGCAAACCAAACUACCGCGUGACAGUGAGCUUGAAUUCGCCUGCAUACCUAAAAUGCUUCGUCAUGGGCUGGCCACGACCUAUCGUAAACUGGUGGCACGAAGGGGAAAUGAUUUCGCUGGCUGAUGAUGUGUACGAAUUACAGCGUGAUUACGCACUAAAAAUACAUACAGUAUCUCUGGCUAACCUUGGAAUUUACACUUGCCAAGCUUAUAACGGUGUCGGAAAAGCUGCAUCGUGGUCUGUAACUCUACAAGCACCUGGUCCAGUUAUCAAUGUCAAACCAGAGUACGAAAGAUAUAUCAAAUACCUCAUUGAUCCUUCAAGACUCAGUUCGCCAGUCCGCACUAGAAUACCUGAUUAUCCUCAAAACAGACCGAUGCGGACGAAAGCUCCCGUAUCUCAGACAUACGCUCCUAUCUACCCGCCAAGUCAAGCUCCUUACAUCCUAACUGUUAAUGUAACCAAACCGCCCCCUGCAAUUGUGCUUGACAAAUACACAGUUCCAGUGAAAGUGAACGUUACGGCAGAGGAUGGCCAAUUCCCAGUGGGUAGUGACUUCAGCAUACUCUGCAACGUUUAUGGGUACCCAAUUCCAACUGUACAGUGGUACAAAGAUGAUAGACUCAUCCAAACAACCGAAAAAAUCAAGAUUGUUGAAGCGAACAGACUGAGCAUUUCGUACGCCCAAAAGAAUGAUUCUGGAAAAUACCGAUGCGAAGCCGCUAAUCAGUACUCUAGUGAUUCGGAUUCUGUAGACAUUGUGGUAUCUGGGAUCUACAUUCACCCAACUUGUCAGGAUAAUUUGUUCUUAGCAAAUUGUGGUCUGAUAGUCAAAGGAAAAUUCUGUAAUCAUAAAUGGUACGCCCGAUUUUGCUGUCGAUCGUGCACAGAAGCUGGCCAAGUACCUCCGAGAGGACCACAUCUUAAUGAAACUAGUAGAAAGAGAAGAUCCAUUCUUUCUACCCCCUAAACGAGAAGACGAUUAUUCAACAUUCCAAGGAGUGGGAUACAGAGUAUUUGUAUCACAUAAUUCACACAGUCAGGCUCAUGUAGUAUUUUCCAGUAAAAAUUCACAAAUUGAAUCGUUCCAAAGUCAAUAGUCGUUCCAAGGACAAAACCAAUACUUUUGCAUCCUAACUAUGAUGCAAAACUUCUUGAUCACAAUGUACAUAUUUUUAAAGGUGAUACAUUUCACCAUGAUUCAGAAGUUCCCAUGACAUGAAACAGUAUGACUGUGAACAUAAUUUUUUCGCCAAGUUUAUAUAUUGUGAAAUAACAAACCAUUCCGGUCAUUCGUCAUUAAUGUCAUUAAAAUGUUUCAUCCCGCACCUCAGUUAACAGUGCCGUAUCCCCAGAAAAGCAUAUUCCGCAUCCCUAGAUAACGGUAAUAACUGAUUUAGAAGUCACACUUAGUGGAGUAUUUCACCGAUUGGAUGUUGACGGAAAAUCGAAUGUCGUUCACUGCCAAAGCCUUAGAACGUUUAUACAUAGAUAAAUAAAAUAUAAACUAAUUCGAGUUAAAGUAACGUAUUUUAUUAGAAAUCUUGAAACCGAAAAUUAUGCCAUGUAUGUUUCCAAGCAUGUUUAGUUAAACCAGCCAAUUUAUUCAAUGAAACUAUCCGUGUAUACACGAUCUGACGCUGAAUCCUAGUCCGUUGGAGCCACAUUGUGUAUGUAAUAUGAUCCAACAUGGCAAAUAGUGUGUUAUUGAUUUCGAAUGAUAACUUUGCAAACGUCAGAAGGUAUUUGUCACCUGUAUAAAUGAUAGCCACUAGCGUGAGUAGGGAAACAUCACAUAAUCUUCAAUUGUUAACGAAAAAUGUCAGGGUAUCGAUUCAAGUCACGGUUUCGAACGAGGCUGACAACAGAAAAGCAUGGAACAAUUGAUUCAACGCUUCAGAUCGUUUUUUAAAUUUAUAAACUAAUGCUGGUUCGACAUUACGAGGUGCCAACAAUUAUUCAAUAUAACUGCUGAUAUUGAAAAUAUGUUCCGAUACUUGUUGAAUGAGUGAAAACCGAUAGAUACGUUGGAUUGUAAAAUAUAGUUGUAUAUGACAUCACUAGAUUUCAAGUGAAUAUUAUGAACUACUCACAAAUACUCAUUAUUACGAUAUUAGAAUAACAAACAUACAAACGUAAACUUUCUAACAUAUUUAAACCUAGGGGUACAUAUUAAACUCUCUACUUCAGAGGUCCCACGUUUCUUUGGGAUUAUACAUCCGGCUUCUUCUCACUGCCUUAAUUGUCAACUUUGGGCAUUUUGUUCGGACGAAAGAAAUAUCCUGCUUGCAGGUACUUCAGGCAGGCAAUACAGCUGUCCGAUUUUUUCACCCUUCCACAAGUUACAGCGUGCUUUGCCUCUCAAGUAAAGAAAUGUUUAAUAUAUAAAUGUACAGUUAUUUUUUUAUACCUUGUGUACCAGGAUUACUAUUAUUAAUGCUUCAAGGUUACUCUGGCUUUCAAUUGAAUCAUGUUACAUCUAUACGAGAUACUUGUUCCUGAACUAUUAAUAGUGAAUAGCUUAUUACAUUUUUUUAAUGUUUUUUUUUUCGUAUCGCCUGUAUACUUAUCUUGACUUACUAAAAUUUCUAUGACGAAGUUAUAAAGUGAGUACACAGUAAGAUAUUAUAAAAGGUACCAAAUGCAUUUAUAUACUCCAUUAAUUGUUGUAUAUUUAUAUAUGUAUACACAAAUUAAAGACAAUUUAUUAAAUUUCUCUCCACGACACUUUAAGCUCAUGAUAUAUGAAGGAAUGAGCUAAUUACGUCUUGCACCGUUGUAAAGAUAUUCUCAUGUAUUACCCAUAUAAGAUGAUAACCUUAGGAUCGCUUAAGAUUUUUCACUUCUUAUAAUCUAAAAUACGGAUAUAGCAUUAGUAUAUCCAUUAAAAUAAGCAUAAUAAAUUAUCAAGUAAGUAUACACAAUUUAAAAUAUAUAUCUAGCAUGGCUAUUACUGCAUUUUCCGCUAAGGUAAGCAGAUUGUCUCUCACUCCUUUAUAUGGAGCCUUAUUGGCCCAAUUGGAGCGAAAUACAGUGCCUUAUAAGGGAUAAGCUCAGAGUGUUUGCGUAGAAUGAAUCGAUACCGAACGGCCGAUGGAUUAUUUAGAACAUGUAAUAAACUUAUAAUUUAAUUC